AUGUUUUCGAGUAAUCGGCCUUAUCACACCCACUACAGAGCUCAGUUCAACAAGCUCAAAUCCUCCCCAGAUGAGGAGUUUGCCGGAAUACCCUUAGAUGUGCUCCGAAGUCGGCUUCGGAAGCAGCGAUCAUCUAUCAAACUGCGAGAUGAUCAGAUCGAGGCUCUCCUCAGAGAAGCUGAUAAGAAUGGCGACCAACGGAUUACGAUCGACGAAUUCGAGGAACUGGUAACAUCAAAAGAGGCUCAGUCGUCACAAGUGAAGCGGGCUCUAUAUUACAUUGCCGAUCAAGUGAUCACUCCACAACAACGUGUAGAAGUUCACUCAUAUAUUGAUGAGUACACCUGCUGUCCUCCUCCUUUGUUCAUACUAACCAUCACAAUCGUUGAGAUGGCCGUCUUCUUUUACUACUACUACACAGAACGAAUUCCUCCUGGUGAGGACAUAUUCACAUUCUGUGCAGGCUGCCAUGUCGACAACCAUAUAGGCCCUUUACUCUUCGCUCCCAAACUAAGGGCUCAAGUAUGGCGUUUUCUCACCUACGCUCUUCUCCAUGCAGGACUACUUCAUCUACUCGGCAAUAUGGUGGUUCAAAUUGUAAUAGGAGUCCCUCUUGAAAUCGUUCAUAAACCAUGGCGAAUAGGACCCCUAUAUCUGAUGGCCGUACUAACAGGCGCUCUUCUCCAGUACACACUUGAUCCGGCAGUGUAUGUGGUAGGCGCAUCUGCGGGAGUAUACGCCUUGCUCACUGCUCAUCUUGCUAACAUCUUCAUUAAUUGGGCCGAAAUGCCAUAUCACUGGGUGCGGCUGGCGCUUAUUUCGAUCUUUCUCACGUUUGACAUCGGAAGUGCCAUCUUCCGUCGUAUGUGCUCAAAUGAAUGCGAGACGGUAUGUUUCAUGUUCUGA
This is a messenger RNA of Cooperia oncophora, 906 nucleotides long. Lineage: Eukaryota; Metazoa; Nematoda; Chromadorea; Rhabditida; Trichostrongylidae. The record is from the annotation of a GenBank genome assembly.